Molecule: messenger RNA, 1176 nt
Organism: Leopardus geoffroyi (Geoffroy's cat)
Lineage: Eukaryota; Metazoa; Chordata; Mammalia; Carnivora; Felidae
Product: olfactory receptor 6C74-like
Exons: 1
Coding region: 13-975 (320 amino acids)
Biological process (GO): G protein-coupled receptor signaling pathway
Cellular component (GO): membrane
Molecular function (GO): olfactory receptor activity; G protein-coupled receptor activity
Source: RefSeq, a predicted model, not a curated record
AGACCAGCAGGGAUGAUGCUGUGGAAAGAGAUGCCCAUGGAAAUGGGGAACGGGACCACUGUCCAAGAAUUCACCUUGGAGGGGUUUCCUGCCAUCCAACACCUGGGAAAGGUCCUCUUCCUGGUGCAUCUGCUGGCCUACCUGGCAUCCAUUACAGGCAAUGCUGUCAUAGUCACCAUCACCUGUGCUGACUCCCGGCUCCAGACACCUAUGUACUUUUUCCUCAGCAUUUUCUCCUUCUUUGAGUGUUGUUUCAUAAGUGCUGUUAUUCCUAAGUUGCUGGUCAUCUUUCUUUUAGGCCGGCAAACCAUUUCCUUUCUUGCCUGUUUCAUACAAGCCUUUGUGUUUGUCUAUCUGGGAGCAGCAGGUUUCCUCCUCAUAGCAGUGAUGUCUGUGGAUCGGUACAUGGCCAUUUGCAAGCCCCUGCAUUACCCAACCAUCAUGAACCUCAAGACUUGCUUCCUCUUGGUCACUGCCUGCUUCACUUUGGCCUUCAUUCUCAUCAGUGGUCCACUAAUAAUGGUUUCCCAGUUAUCCUUCUGUGGCCCCCAUGUCAUUCCCCACUUCUUCUGUGACCUUGGUGCCCUGAUUCAUCUCUCCUGUUCUAAUACCAGGUCUGUUGAAAUGUUGGCCUUUGUCAUCGCUUUGUUGAUCCUUUUGACAUCGCUUAUCAUAACCAUCAUUGCAUACAGCAACAUAGUAGUCACAAUUGUGCGACUCCCAUCAGCCAAGGAGCGACAGAAAGCUUUCUCCACCUGCUCCUCUCACCUCAUUGUCCUCUCUCUGAUGUAUGGCAGCUGUGUCUUUAUAUACGUGAAACCAAAGCAAAGGAACAGGCUGAACUCCAACAGGGAGGCUGCCCUUGUGAACACGGUGGUAACGCCACUGCUCAACCCUGUCAUCUACACUCUGCGCAAUAAGCAGGUACAGCAGGCUCUGAAGGAGACAAUGUGCAGAUUGAAAAUAUCAAGAUGAAAAUAAAAUCACAUGGCCCUGGAAUGGAAGGCUUCAGAAAAACAUUUGACUUCAUUCUGGCCAAUGUAGCAGUCCACAGCUUUCUAGUAUAGGGUCUCUGGCACACCCACUUGACCUCUGUACAUUCCUGGAAAAAUGGAAAUCUGUUUUUCAAGGCCACAUUUUAUCUUAAUGUGCUUACCUGUCUUCUCCCUAAAUAUU